ACAAAACAUUCGAGGGGAGCCAACUGGACCUUCGCGUUCCGAUCGCAGAACAUUCGCCGCCUCCUUUGCGAUUCACGGCAUAAACCUCGUCGCACCGAGGACUCGACGCCGGACACAGUCGCCGGCGACUCACGAAUUCCCCUUCCUCUUCCAACUUCCUCCCCCCUUGCCCAAUUCGAACGGGAAGUGACGCCGCCCCCGGCCGCCGUCUCGGGUUUUGCGGAAUUUCCGGCGAUCGGGAAGGAGGAGGAGGGGCUGCUCCGGGAGGGACCAUGGGAGGCGGCAAGUGGUGGAAGAUCGCCGUGCUCUUGGGGGUGCUGGGCGCGAUGAGGGAAGCGAACAAGCGAUACGGGUGGGACAAGGAGAGUGCGCUCAGGGUGUUCGAGGAAUGGUCCGACCGGCUGGGCGUGUGGGCGAUCCCCGCGUACGUCGGGGUUCACACCCUCACUCUCGCCCUCUGCCUCCCUUACGCCAUCUUCUUCGAGGCCGGGGCUUCUCUCCUCUUUGGGUUCUCCACUGCCGUCCUCUGUGUGUUCGCCGCCAAGUUGCUCGGCGCUUCGCUCUCGUUUGGGAUCGGCAGGCUAGUUUUUAGGAGUUCAAAUUCAGCAAUGGAAUGGGCUCAAAGCAACAGAUACUUUCAUCUGCUUUCUAGGGGAGUUGAACGAGAUGGUUGGAAGUUUGUUCUUCUUGCUCGGUUCUCACCCAUACCAUCAUACAUAAUAAACUAUGCCCUGGCGGCUACCAAUGUUGGGUUUGUAUUGGAUUUCCUCCUUCCCACAGUCAUUGGCUGUGUGCCAAUGAUCCUACAGAAUAUAUCCAUCGGCAGCCUUGCUGGUGCUGCCGUGGCCACAGCUUCUGGAACUAACAAAUCUAGGGUCUGGUCAUUCUUGUUUCCCAUGCUUGGGAUUUUAUCGAGCAUUCUUAUAUCCUUCAGGAUCAAAAGUUAUUCCGCUGCUAUGAUGGUGGAUGAAUCUUCUGUUAAUAAGGGUACUGAUAAUCAUGGUAUUACAACUGAUUCAGCCCACAUUUCAAGCAGCAGAAAAGAGAGUAAGGACGUCAAGAGAAGACGGUGAUAAAUCUAGAAAGCCUCUGCAGUUUACAUUUCUCACAAUUCUCUCGGUUUAGAAGAUGUUUGCCAUUCUGGAUAUGUGUUCUUAUCAUCCAGAGGGGGCUCUUUCAUGCAUUAUUGACUGACAUGUUGAAGCUUUGGAAGUUUGUUGCAGGCAUAAGUCAUAGCAUUUAACAAAUUAUGCAGGGAAAGCUUUAGGCCUCUGCUCUUACUUAUAUGGUAGAUUGUGUAACUUUGGUUCUCUAGAGCCCGAGUUUUAUUGGUAACCUACUUGACUGGUUCCUUCUUUUUGGACUUUAGUUCA
This is a messenger RNA of Syzygium oleosum, 1373 nucleotides long. RefSeq lists its product as uncharacterized. The transcript is spliced from 2 exons. The record is from RefSeq and is a predicted model, not a curated record. Lineage: Eukaryota; Viridiplantae; Streptophyta; Magnoliopsida; Myrtales; Myrtaceae. The coding region runs from base 273 to 1073 and encodes 266 amino acids. Gene Ontology annotation, cellular component: membrane.